This is a messenger RNA of Vanessa atalanta (red admiral), 5431 nucleotides long. RefSeq names its product RNA binding protein fox-1 homolog 3 (gene Rbfox1). The coding region runs from base 366 to 1646 and encodes 426 amino acids. NCBI's taxonomy places the organism in Eukaryota, Metazoa, Arthropoda, Insecta, Lepidoptera, Nymphalidae. Gene Ontology annotation, cellular component: nucleus; cytoplasm. The transcript has 13 exons. Gene Ontology annotation, biological process: nervous system development; regulation of alternative mRNA splicing, via spliceosome. The record is from RefSeq and is a predicted model, not a curated record. Gene Ontology annotation, molecular function: mRNA binding.
UCGCAGUUAAACAUCCGAGCCCAUUCGGAAUAUCGUCUCAUCUCUUUCUCACAGAUGGCGGUUCGCAUGGGUUCGUUAAGUCGCCGCCACGCGCGCCUGUUCGUUGUUGCACAUCGACGUCAACCGCUUUCAGUGCUAUAGCGCGUUCCUCCGCGCUAUAUCUACAUAACCUAAAAAUUUACAAAUUGUUCAUAUUUCACUGUUAAUAUAUUUAAUACUCAUGAUUACCUCGAGUUUAUAAAAGUUGUGGUGUGAAGUUAACGCCCAGUCGAGUGGCGUUCGUUGAGUGUAUUUUUGUGAAACACAAAGUAAAUAUAAACGGCAAGCUGUGGGGUUCAGGGGCCUUUUUUUUGCCGCCGCAGGGGAUGUACUAUCCUGUGAGUAACGGCAAUGUCAUCGAUACAGGAACACCUACCCUACUGCACAUGGUGGGCACGGGGAUGGCGGCCCCGUUCCCGGCGGCGGCGGCGGCUGCGGCAGCUGCGGCACAGUUCGCAGCCAACGGGGACCUCAGCGGAGUGAAGGCGGAGAGCGGUCCCACGGCACCGCCACAGCCCACACUCGUCAAGAGUGAAGGCCCGCCGUCACAAGCGCCUCUUCCACCAAACAAUUUCUCACCGCAACCAUCUUCGCAGGCACAUACACAAAAUGCACUAGAAAAUCAAAAUAAUAAUUCACAAAGCGAAGGAGAGUCGAACGAGGAGAGCACGCCCGUGAGCGUGGCGGCGGCCGUGGCGCAGCAGGCGGCGGCGGCGCACGCGGCGGCGGCGGCCGUGAGCGCGGCCGUGGCGGCGGGCGCCGCGCCGCCCGCGCCGCCCGACAAGACCCUCGUGCCCGUCUCGCAGGCCUCGCAGCCCAAGCGACUCCAUGUCUCCAACAUCCCCUUCAGAUUCAGAGAUCCAGACCUUAGAAACAUGUUCGGGCAAUAUGGCACAAUACUUGAUGUAGAAAUUAUCUUCAACGAACGAGGUUCAAAGGGAUUCGGUUUUGUAACAUUCGCAAAUAGUGGUGAUGCGGAGCGAGCACGAGAGCGUCUACACGGCACCGUGGUUGAGGGCAGAAAGAUAGAGGUUAAUAACGCUACAGCGAGAGUGCAGACAAAGAAAUCGCCAGCGGUUCCCAACGUGUGUGUCCAGUGGCCCGAAGCUCCCGCGGCGGCGUUGCGCGGCGCGGCCGUGCUGCGCGGUCGCUCCCCGCGCCCCCCCGCCGCCGCGCCGGCGCACCCCCACCCCCUCCAACCCGCCGUGAUGCCUCGCGCUGCCGCAUACGCCUCGCCGUUGCACGCCUACGCACCUGUGUAUUACGACCCGUUCUUAGCAGCAGCUGCCACUGCGGACUCCAACUACAGACUCCAGGUGUUCCAGGCCGCAGCGGCGGCAGCGGCGGCGGCGGCGCCCCUGCUCAAGUCCCCGCUGACGACGGCUCAGCACGCGGCGGCGGCGGCGGCGGCCGCCAACUACGGCGCGGCCGCGCGCGCCGCCGCCGCCGCCGUCAACGCGGCGCCCGCGCCCGCCGCGCUCGCGCCCCUCGCCGCCACGUACGGACGGGAGUAUGCAGACCCGUAUUUAGGCCACGGUAUUGGACCAGUGACAGGAUAUGGGACUGCCGUCUACAGAAGCGGAUACAACAGAUUCGCGCCAUACUAAGCCAGUGGAACAAAGUAGGAUUUUAUUACUCGAAUAUGAAAACUUCGUCAUCUUUACGUAACAUGACAAUGAACUCUCUUUGUAAACGUACAAAAAUUAAUUAUAGGUAUCAGUAAUAAUAGUGCUAGCCGAGUACUGUCUAAGUAAGCUUGGAUAGCAGUCGUCAAGAGUCCAACUAGGCCCAUCGGGCCAGGAACUUAUAAAUACCAAAGUCAUUAAAAUUUCUAACAGAAAUAGUUUAUUAAGUUGAACUGUAUUGUAAAUUACGUGGGAAAUGCAUAUACAAGUGCGAGCAGCUAACGGAAUGCAUUCGUUCUUAGAUAUUUGUAAGAGUUACGCGAUAUUGUGCCGACACGUUGUCGAUGUGCGGUCUCCUAGAGUAGUUGUUACAUUCAUACUAUUGACAAUAGACAAAUUCAUGUAACGAUAUAUUUAGUGAGCUUUGCACUUGCAUAUCAUAUAAAAAAUUGUAAAUAUGAAUUCGAACACGUUUUACUAAUUUUACAACAUACUCUUAAUUUAAUAAAUGAUUAUUUUAACGCUUCCACUGCGAGUAGUUCGCCGGACAACAUUCGAAUGGAGUGGUUAGCACCCAGACACACACACACACACUCGCGGUGAGGGGCUGGAAACGGUGUGGAACGGUGUGCUGUCCCCUAAAUUUGUUUUACCGUGAAAUGUUAUUUUUGAUACUGUGUUUUAUUUUAUCUGUAUUUUAUACGUAUACUCCUACAUUAUAGAUCGAUUGUAUUCGACGCAAGGAUACAUUUGAAAUUCCUCCUACAUAGUUUCGGUAUGUAGUUAGUCGUUUUGUAGUAUAUUUUAAUAACAUUUACAAUGUGGUGCGUAUAGAUAGUGGUGCCAUUUGCUCGGUUGUUAUUUACACGUAUAUUUUUCAAUUGUUACCUUCUACAUUUUGAUCGUAACCACUAAUAUAAUUAUAGACGGUUUCGAGUAUCGUUUGGAUCUUUAUUGCAUAGCCAUCUAUCGACGACAUCGGUUUCGUAACUAAUGUAGUGCGUGUGUACGCGUACACGUACGUACGUAUGUCGACGUGAGACACAAUUGUUACUAAAUGAAUUAGAGUUCGACGAAGUAGUGCGUCAGUUAUUCGACGCCUUUAGUUUAUUGCGCCGCGCUUCCGACUUCAAAGUCCAAGCGAUACUCUAUAAAUAAGUGUUUAUUUCAGUCACGCUGUACACUUCGCUGUCGUUAAUAGAAUAAUUGGAAUAUUUACUUUGCAGUCCUGUAGAGUGGGCCGAAUCGUUUAUCGGUCGUUAGUUCUAAUAUCUAACUUAACUGGAAGGUAGGCGAGUAAUGCUUUAGAUGUAGUGUAAGUAAAGAGUACUCUGUGGAGUUCUACAUAUCACUGAGAUUUCUCCUUGUAAUUAUGUUUAAUACUACUUCUACUGUAUCUAACUUUACAGUGCUAUCUGAUAAACCUUCAUUUUAUGGAACAAAUAUGCGUACGGGUCCAACCCCUUAGGAAUCGUAAUGUUUAGAUCUAACGUUUGCAUUAGAAUUGUAAAAUAUUAUAACCAUCUAUGGAUUCGCUCAACGUUUAUACCAAAGCACAAAAACCCAUCGAUUCAUACGUUCGCAGAGCUUUGCAUGUCAUUCGUUUCUUCUCAUUAGAUUUAAUAGUCUUUCAGUUAGAAAAACUUAAAAAAUCUACAAGUUGUGCACGUAAUUCGUAAUCAAAACUCAUAACUAAUUAGCUUACCUUCGUUUUAUCGUCAUACAGAUCUGAUUUCAAGUGCGCUGUUGCAAAAUUGUGUUUGCGAAGGGAUUAAGACGACCGUAGAUUGUUAUUAUUUCGACGUUUGAACAAUUACUGUGCAUUUCUUUAUGAUUUAGUUGUUUUUUUACAGUUUCGUAUGUUGCCCGUUGCAACAUCGGUAUACGUUUCAAGUCAUAAGAUAGCGCAGUGCCGUCUGCAUUAAUAGCUUUAAUUACGUACACGAUGAAGACGAGCCGCUCGUUUGUACAAUAAGACAAAAGGUUCAAAGAAAAAUUUGCGGUUUCUAAUUACGUCCGUUUAGAAUUUCUAGUCUUUUCGCGCACAAUCGUAUAGGUUUAAAGGUGCUCGCGUUGCUCCUACUGGUUUUAUGUGAUAACUACGAAGUACACUUUUGGUAUAUCUGAAUUAUAAACUGUAAGUUAAUAUUCUCUGUAGAAGUUCUAUGUGUCAUAUUUUCUGAUUGCCGACUUGGUAUACUUCACUCACCUAGUAGUGCCACUGGCUUUAUGUUUAGGCUUAAAUUUAUUAUUAUUAUACGUUACUGUAGUCAUGUUGCAGCUUCGAACAAUACUGUGCUUUAUCGCUAAAUACUCAUGUAUGAAUGUUUAUCUUUAAGGUUUUAGUUUUAUACUUUACUGAUUUUUUAGAUUUUUUAUGCAAUUUUGUACCUAAGUACAGUUACAAGUACACGUGAAUCUUAUCGAUGAUUAUGAUUUUAUAUAUUUUUCGUAGUGAACAAUGUCACAAAUGUUUGUGUUGAAUCAAAUUUUUGAUUAUCGUUUUUGUAAUGCAAGUACACAUAGCGCAUUUUGGACGCGGUACAAGAUUAGUUUUAAGGCAAGAGCUCUCUGGCUGCGUGCUCACCCGGCCCAAAGUCGCCACGUGUACUUGAUCUCUCUCUAUCUCUCUAAAUCGAUGCUGAUUUUAUAAUUUUAUUUUAACUUUUAUAGAUGAUUUUGAUGAAAUUAAAGUAUAAAUUAAAAUAUACGAAAUGAAUUAUUUAAGAUUUUAGGUGUUUCAUAUUCUAAGCCAAAUUGUUACUCGGAGAAAAAUCUGAAUUUAAAUGACAUAUCUGACAAAAUGGUUAGUGUGCUACAAUAAGGUUUUGAAAAGAAAUCAUCAAGAUCAAUGUAUUAUAAUAUAAUAAUCGUUAAAUUAAGGAUAAUAUUAUGUAUUUUGUAUCAACGAUUGUUUCUCGUUUUUUAAGAGAUGUUAAAUCAAAUCGAACCGUUCAUUCGAUACCGCUGUGCACAAACCGACCCGUGGCUUCCCGUCGGCCUCAUAUCAGUAGAGUCGUUAGCCACGCUGUACAUAUGUUAUCGGCGACGCCGCCGCAUGUUGCGCGAAUUAUUGUUAACUUAGCGAGUUCAUAAGUAUCACUUGUUCGUCAAUUGCACUCGUCGACGCUACUCAGAUAGUGUAGUUUACUCAGAUGUUAGCAGGGUUGAUAUCGACGCCUUCGUGUCCAAGUAUCUGAUGUAAUUGUUGAGGUCGCGGACGUGUCCCGGCGCGGCUCGCGUGCGUGACUCGUUCGCGUCAGAGCCCCGGGGGGGGGGAGGGGGUGUGGCUGUCCGCCGCGCGCGUCACGCUGCGAGUCGCACGCGUCACUGAAUAGAUACUAAUUACCGUGCUCAAUUUCCGUAUCUGUAUGUUGUACGUAUAAUAUUAAAACGUUUUAAAGUUUUUUAAUAUACCUUAAAACUUACGUUUGUUAUACCUGAUGGUUGUCUUCCGUUUGGCACAUUUUAUAGAAUCGAUGCACAUUUUAAUCUAGCGCGGAAGCUCAGACCCGGCCGUUAUGCGGUUUUUUGUUGUCGAAUGUUAUCGAGCCGAGUGCACAGCGAUCCCUCUCGUGCGAUUUGUGAUAAAGUAAUGAAUAGAUUUUUCGUGUGGCAAUUUUAUCAUAGAUUGCAGAGCUGAUUUUCUCUCCUAUUGUAAAUAUAUAUUUUUUUCAAAUGGGAAAUGUUGAAUGAAGUAAAUCAUUUAAAGCCAUUGGCAUUGUGUACUCAUUUACGUUAUUAAUAAAUUAUAGUAUGAAUUUAAA